AUGAGCAUAAUCAGAGAAAAUAACAAAAAUAGAGGUAGAGUCUAUCGUUGCUUUGCCAUUUUUAAUUGUGAUCGUUUAGAAUUCACUCAUAUUUAAAAACGACGAUGCAAUAAAUCUUAUGAAUCCUCUUAUCAAGAUGUUAGAAAUUAAGCUGAAAAUUGUUACUCUAUACAUUCUUUAGAAUUAAGUUAUAAGAAUGCUUAUUCAGAAUGGUUUGGAAUCUUGGAUUAACCAUAAAGUAAUUCAUUCUAAAUAUUUUAUAGAGUGUUAUUUCAUGUUUAUGCUUUUUCCACAAACCAACAUCUAAUUAGUAAAUGAAGCCUUAAAUUAACUAAUUAAAUUAAUAUCCUCAAUACCCAAUUAUUACCAUGUAAAUAUCUAAAGCUAUGUAGUUAACUUCUGAACAAUUAGAUCAACUUAAAAGAGCAGAAAUAAGGAAACUAAUAGACAAAUUGGAAAAUGAAUAUAUUGAAAAAGAAGGUAUUAUGGGUAAUCCUUCAGAAGAUGAAUAAGCUGGAAGUAAGAUUAUUAGUUUUAAUCCUAUUAAGUAUAAAUAUAUUAUAAAAUAGAUCAAAUCCUCCAAGUUCAUUCAGAUCAAAUUUUUAAUUAUAAACAUCUAAAAAUGAUACUCUAAUUAUAUCAUAAAAAGAACUUGCUUAGACUAAAACUGUGGAUAAAGAAUAUGUUGAAUUUGGCGUCUAUAGAGGAUUUGCUAUAUUCAGUCUUUAAUUAUAAAAAAUCAUUUUUUAAAUUAGAAGAGGAUCUAAAUAAGCAUUUACAUAAUCAAUUAAUAAUAUUGAAAAAUUAUUAAAGGUAAAUUCUAAAUAACCUGAACAAUACUCUAUUUUCAUUGAAAAAGUCAAUCCCAGAGCAGAAUGGCAUGGGAAAUAUCAUAAACGUGAUUGUAUUUAUUGUUAUUUGAUUUAAUAGAAUGCUAUUAUUUAAUUAUGACAUUUUAGAAUGCUGAUCCAGAGGAAUGCAAUAAAACUUUAAAAUUAGCUAUAAGUAGAUUUUCUAAAGAUCCACAUUUUGUUUAAUAUUCAUAAUAAGAAUUGAAUGAUAAAUAUCUUUGGGAUGUCAGCAAUCUAUUGAAAUCUUCAGAAAGACAUUAUGAAUAUGAUCAAAGUCAUUUAGGUGUACCUAGUGAUGAUGAAAUUAUACCUAAAUUAGAUAUACUAAAAUCAAGUACUUUAGGAUUAACUAAAAAUUAUUCAUCUUUUUCAGCAUCUAAAAUGGAAUUAAUUUAAAUGUAGAUAUUACCAAGAUCUCAUUUAAUGUAAUUAGGAGAAACUGAUUUAGAUUCUCCUAUAUAAACAAAAGAAACCAUUUUAAAUAAGCUUGAUCAUUUUGAACCAUUGGUUAAUGAUACAGAAGAUAUAUUGUAAUACGGUGUAAUAACUUCUCUUGUUAUUCUGUUAAUUAUUUUUGCAUAUUUGAUAUUAAAAUGAAAUAUAAUAUUUAUAAUAUUUGUAAAUGGAGACUACAGCAGUACUUACUACAAAUACAUUUAAAUUAACAGGCAAUCUCAAACCACUUGAUAAAGAUAUAGUUUAACCUUAUAAUAUAAUAGUAAAAUCACCUAAACUAAACAGAUGUUUGUUAAAUUGGCUGUUGAAUUGAAUGGUAAAAUACAAGCAUUCUAAAAAACUAACAGUGCAAAUAUUUCAAGUUACAAUUUAAUCUUAUAUCUAUAAAUUUGGAAAAUAAACAUAAUGAACAACAUAAUCAAUUUAAGAAUUUCACAAAUGCAAAACUUACUAAAUUAGAUUCUGAUAUUGUGAAUUUAGAUUAAGCUAUAGAAUAAGAAAAAUUGGAUAGAAUCAGAACAGAAAAAGAGAAUAUUGAAAAUAUUAAAGAAUCUAUUGAUUUUAUAUAUAUAUCUAAAAUACUAUUAGAAUUAUUUAGAAACCUUGAAUUAGAGAAAUAAACAAAAGUGGCAAAUGAAAAAAAAAUAUUAAAUACUAUUAAAGAUACUUCAUAAUCAAUUAAUUAAGCUAUCAAAAAUGAAGCCAUUGAAAAAGAAUAGAAACAUCAAGAGUUAAUCAAAAUAUUAAUUAUUCAUUAUAAUCUGAGAAUAGAUAUUCAGAAAAAUUUAGAAACAAUACAGUUAAAGAAUUUCAUUUAUAAAUGA
Paramecium pentaurelia is the source of this 2131-nucleotide messenger RNA. The record is from the annotation of a GenBank genome assembly. Lineage: Eukaryota; Ciliophora; Oligohymenophorea; Peniculida; Parameciidae.